GGGGAUGGGGGGAUGCAGGUGGGGCAGUACAGCCAGUACUCACCGGCCUUUUGCCCCAAAGCCUGCGCGAGCCUCUUACUGGAUUAUGUUAUUGCUGCGUACGAGGAGCCCACGAGCCACGAUCGGGACUACAGCCUGAUGUAGUGUGUGUAUGAGUGUGUGAGAGUGUGUGUGAGUGUGUGAGAGUGUGUGUGUUGAAGGCCGGGCUCGGACCGAGCGGCACGCGGGAGCAGCCUCGAGCUCAUGGCGCAGCGGUAUCCAGACCCCCUCUACCCCCCGGACCCUCUGUACCCAGAGUUUCCCGCAGUCCGGCCGGUUCUCGGAGCUCAGCUCUCCGCCAGCGAGGCGCUCCGGAGGGACAAAGACGCGAUAUACGGUCACCCACUGUUCCCACUGCUCGCGCUGGUUUUUGAGAAGUGUGAACUGGCCACGUGCACCCCGCGUGAGGGUGGGCUGGGGGGCGACGUGUGCUCCUCAUCCUCCUUCGACGAAGAUCUCACCGUCUUCUCCAAACAGAUCAGAGCGGAGAGGCCGUACUUUCUCCCCAAUCCAGACCUGGAUAAUCUAAUGAUGCAGUCUAUACAAGUUCUACGAUUUCAUCUACUGGAAUUAGAGAAGGUUCACGAGCUGUGUGAUAAUUUCUGUCACCGCUACAUCAGCUGUCUGAAGGGGAAGAUGCCGAUGGAUCUGGUGGUGGACGACAGGGAGGGCUCCUCUAAAUCCGACAGUGAGGAGUUCAGCCGCAGCUCUGCAGCAGAUCAGGUGUGUUGGAGGGAGGAUGACUCUGUAUCUGUUCACUCCACUGAAGGUCCUGCUGUUCCCUGCAGUGGAAGAUCCAGUUCACUAAACGGAGACAACAGCAGUGAACACGGAGACCUCCUGGACCACAGUGCUGCUUCUCCGAGCACCGGAGAUGAUGAUGACAUGGACAAAGACCGUAGGAACAACAAAAAACGAGGGAUUUUCCCCAAAGUGGCAACCAACAUCAUGCGAGCGUGGCUGUUCCAGCAUCUCACACACCCGUACCCGUCUGAGGAGCAGAAGAAGCAGCUGGCUCAGGAUACUGGCCUGACCAUCCUACAGGUCAACAACUGGUUUAUCAAUGCGAGGAGGAGGAUAGUGCAGCCGAUGAUAGAUCAGUCUAAUCGAGCGGUAGGUCAUGGUGGGCUGUAUCCUCCUGAUGGUCAGACGAUGGGAGGAUAUAUGUUGGAAGGAUCAGCUCACAUGGGCCCCAGACCCCCAGGAUCUCUGGCUGGGAUGGGGAUGGACCCUCAGUGGCACUACAUGUAAACAGUGUGUUAGGUAAUGCUACCACACCUGAACUUGAAACGAAUCGUAGAAGGCCUUUCGUCAACACUAGAAAUCUCGGAAACUCCAUCGAAUAAAUGACCUCUCUGUGGCUAAUGGAGCGCCGUGGCCUCACCACUGCCCAAACACACAGCCUGCUGUUCUCCAGAACACCACCAGAGCCUUCAGGAUCAACAUGUGGACUGGGAGAUCAAAUGGUGCGUCCAUAUCUGGAGAUACCACACAUGAACCCUAAGGCCACCAUGACUGACCAGGUGGUAGAAGGACCUCCAGCAUUGAGCUGUGGAGUGACGGCAUCAUGAGAGCAAUCAAAUCCUCACAGCAGCGUCCAGAAAUCUAGUGUAAAGCCAUCCAAGAACAGCAGAGGAAGUGAAAAGGCUCAAAAACAAACUCACUAUUAGUACCCUUGAUUUCUGAAGGAACUUGUUGAACUUGGACUUUACUGGUUUCUUUAUACUGGUUUAUAGAUUUAAUGAGACAGUGCUGGAGUUCCUGUGGGGUCUGGAGACCAAAACUCUCCUCCAGAAUCAGGUGACUCUCCUUCAGCUGCCUUAAAGAGUCCGAAACAAUCUUCAUUUCACCAGCAACACGAGGACUACCAUAUCUACUAAAAUAGACUGAAGACUGCAAUGCAAAGAACAAAUAGCCUGUUCAGGCUCCGCCCACAAAUGUGUUCUUUUAUAGAAACUGUUGGUCAGCUUAUGAAUGUUGCAUUUAUUGCAUUAUUUGUAGUCUUAUAUUGAUAAAAAUUGAUAAAAAGUUGUUUCACCUCUAGUCAAACGCAGCUUCUCUUAAUUUUCAAGGCCGUACCGAUGCUAAUGCAAGAUAACAGGGCUAAAUAGUGUUAAAAUAUGAGGUUUAAUUCAGGCUAAACCUACUUAAUUCAGGUUUAAUUCUGAUUAAGAGAGGCUAACGCUAAGAGAUAAUGCUAAUUCUAAUUCAGGUAAACCAAAGCCAACAGGUGUACUGUAAUUUCGGCUGUCCCUAAAGGCUAAUUCUGACUAAGAGAGGCUAACGCUAGCUAAUGCUAGGUUUAAUUUAGGCUAAGAGGUUCAAUUCAGAGAUGACUAAGAGAUGCUAAUGCCGGGAUAAAUUUUUAGGCUACGCUAGUAAUUAGGUUUAAUUUAGGCUGUCUCUAGUCAACAGGUUGUUCUUAUUAUUCAGGCUAAGUCACACUCUGACUAAGACAGGUUAACCCAGGCUAACAGGUGUAUUCAGGUGUAAAUCCAGCUAAUACAGGCUAACACUAGUAAGGAACAAGGGUGUAGCCAUGUUUUCCUUCUAGUCUUCUAAUUCAGCAAUUGGAAAGCUAAGUUAAGUAUACACAUUUAUUUACAGUAAGCUUAGAUUUCCAGAUUUUCCACUAAGGCUGGGUGCAGCAGCAUUAGCAUUAGAAGGUAACUGCUAACGGUUCGUCCCACAUAGCUUGUUUUAACACGGUAAAACACGCAGAAUAUAAUCCGAUAAUACACACUUCUGAAUGGUGAAAGAUCUAGCGCUUAGCACGGUUAGUGGUAAUGCUAAUACUGCUCCAGCAGUGAUAGCCAGGGCUAGCAGCAGACUACAGGCCGAUAAUACUCACCUCUGAACAGCAAAAGAGCUAGCGCUUAGUGCAGAUAGCGGCUAAUGCUAGUAGCAACAGUUACUGUGAAAGGACACAUUUUUGUGGACAGAGCAUGAUCAUGUUAUAUAAUCCCAGCUGGCCAAGACCCAAUCCUGAUAGAUGUUGUUAUUUGGUUGCAAAAUUCGACAUCAGGACAAUGUCUAAUGUCAUUUAGGUCAAUUUGACAUAGAAAAAGAUACAUAUAUUUAUACAUAUAUUUGUGUAAUACAGUGUUUAAAACCCAAUAUUUGAUCAUAUUCAUGUUAACAUCUACACAAUAAGAAAUUCUAUAGUUGUUAGAUGUUGAUAUGUUGUUGGUUUUGAUAUGUCAUGGGUUUGACACCAGGCUACAACUGAAAUUCAACAUCUGUAAAAUGUUGGGUUUUGAAGUAAAUCCAAUAUUUAUUUAAAGCCAAAAUUCAACAUCUAUCUAAUGUUGGAGCUUUAUGUCCACUCAGUGUUGUAUUUUUAUGCAUAUGUCACACUGAUUUACAACCAACAUUCAGUAUUGGUGCAGCGUUUUGUAACGUCUGUCUAAUGUUGGAGCUUGAUGUCAACCCAACGUUGGUUUUUGACAGGAAUGUGUUUUUGAUUUCCAAACUAAAUUCAACAUUUCUACAACAUUUGGGUUUGACAGUAAUCUACAAUUAAAAUGCAACAUUUGUUGGAUGUUGGAGCUUGAUGUCAACCCAAUGUUGUUUUUUUUGAUGGAUGCCACUUUGAUUUCAAACUAAAAUUCAACAUCUGCAAAAUGUUGGGUUUUGUUGUCAAUCCAACAUUUAUUAACAGCUAAAAUUCAAUGUCUGUUGAAUGUCAACCCAAUGUUGUUUUUUGACCGAUAUUUGACUUUGAUUUCCAGUUAACAUUUAACAUCUGUCUGAUGUUUUGACGUAAACCCAAAAUGUGUUUAUAGAUAAAAUUCAACAUUUGUAUAACAUUUGGGUUUGACAGCAAGCUAUAACUUAAAUGCAACAUUUUUUGGAUGUUGGAACUUGAAGUCAACUCAAUGUUUUUUUUUGUUUUUUUUUUACGAAUGUCACUUUGAUUUCAUACUAAAAUUUAACAUCUGGUGAAUGUUGGAGCUUUAUGUCAACCCAUCUUUGUUUUUUGAUGGAUGUCACUUUAAUUUUAAACUAAAAUUCAACAUCUGUAAAAUGUUAGGUUUUGUUAUCAAUCAAUAACAUUUAUUUACAGCUGAAAUUCAAUGUAUUUUGAAUGUCAACCCAAUGUUGUGUUUUGACCGAUAUGUGACUUUCCAGUUAAAAUUUAACAUCUUAUCUGAUGUUUUGACGUCAACCCAAAUUUGUUUAUAUCUAAAAUUCAACUUUUGUUUAACAACCAGUUGUUGUUUUGGCUUUAAGAGUCAACUUUCCUGUACAACUAAAAUUUAACCUCUGUACAACAUUUGGGUUUGACAGCAAGCUAUAACUUAAAUGCAACAUUUUUUGGAUGUUGUAACUUGAAGUCAACUCAAUGUUUUUUUUUUUUGACGGAUGUCACUUUGAUUUCAAGCUAAAAUUCAACAUCUGGUGAAUGUUGGAGCUUUAUGUCAACCCAUUGAUGUUUUGUGACAGAUGUCAAUUUGAUUUCAAACUAAAAUUUAACAUCUGUAAAAUGUCAGGUGUUGACGUCAAUCCAACAUUUAUUUAGUGACUUUCCAGUUAAUUUCCAGUUAAAAUGUAACAUCUUAUCUGAUGUUUUGACUUUAACCCAAAGUUUGUUCAGUUAAAACAUUCAACAUUUGUUUAACAACCCAUUGUUGUUUUGGCUUUUAGAGUCUUUUAGAACUUUCCUAAAUACAACUAAAUUUCAACAUCUCUCAGAUGUUGGAGUCCAACGUCUUUCUGACGUCAAACUGACAUCAGGCUGUGGGCUGCUGGGAAGAGUGUUAUAAUGGUACAGUUUGGGUUUAGAGGAAAUGUAGGCACUGACUAUAUGCUUUCAAUUUACACACGAAUUCUUUAAUCAUUUUCUAGUGUUUCAGAAAACAAGAGCAAAAAAACAUAAAAACAAAUGUUUACCUUUAUAAAGAAGUAGUAUUUACUGAUGAGUUUAACGUUACUGUUUGAGUGAAUGUUUGAGUUUCUUACGGUUCUUAUGAAACAGUAACGGUGCUCAGAAACACACGAAACACGACGACGUUUGUAAAUGUUCUGGUUUUUGAUUUGAUUGAUAUACCGUGUUCUGUAUUUUCUGCAUUUACGUGUGUUUCUGUGUGUGUAUGUUUGGUAUGUGUGUGUGAGUGUCUGAAGUGUGUGUGUGUGUGUGUGUGUGUUGUUUUCAUAAAAGUUUUUACCUCA
Messenger RNA from Astyanax mexicanus (Mexican tetra), 5211 nucleotides. RefSeq names its product Meis homeobox 1 a (gene meis1a). The transcript has 13 exons. The record is from RefSeq and is a predicted model, not a curated record. Bases 244 to 1290 code for a protein of 348 amino acids. Gene Ontology annotation, molecular function: DNA-binding transcription activator activity, RNA polymerase II-specific; RNA polymerase II cis-regulatory region sequence-specific DNA binding. Lineage: Eukaryota; Metazoa; Chordata; Actinopteri; Characiformes; Acestrorhamphidae. Gene Ontology annotation, biological process: embryonic pattern specification; eye development; positive regulation of transcription by RNA polymerase II.